AUGCCUCCGCCCAAUCGUUCGGCAGGCCGCAAUGUCCAUAUCUACGACGCAAAUGACCCUGUUACCGUGCUUGGUGGUCUACUUCUCACCCCCGGCCUUUCAAAUGCCAAUUUCUACUCAAUGCUGGAGAUUCUCAUCGCUCCCACAGACGAUAUCAUUCAGGAUGAACCGUACUUCUUUGUUCGGAAUGAAAGCGACACUAGGAUAGAUAGAGAUGCCAAUAUGCUUCAACCUGGGAAGUAUUUCAUUGUUGCCACUGGUCGUUUCCAGGUUAAUAAUGAGCCAUGGCUCGUCCGAACAAUUAGUCGUGCUACCGGAACCCGUGCCGCCGCCUUCACGGAGGCUGUUCGUUCACGAGAUCGUCGAUGUGUCAUAUCCGGGGCGAUUGUACACACUUUUGAUGGGGUUGAUUUCUGGGACGGCUUCGAAGCGGCACAUAUUUUUCCACUAGCCUAUGAAGGUGAUUGGAUAGGUCACAACUACGGCCGGUGGAUUACAAUCCCGGCAGCAAAAGGAGGCUCUAUCAACUCUGUACAAAAUGGAUUGUUGCUUGACUCCGCUAUCCACCAAUUAUUCGACGCUUACUAUAUGUCGAUCAACCCGGAUGAUAAUUACAAAGUUGUGGUCUUUCGGCCUAAUUCAAGAGUUGUUGGUGGCCAAAAUCUUGAUCCAGCAUACUUUGCUCGCCCUGAUGCACCAGCUGCUUCUCUUCUACGAUGGCACUUCAGACAGGCUGUCCUAGCUAACAUGAGAGGUGCUGGGGAGCCCGUCCUUGAACAUGACUUUCCACCCGGUUCUGAUAUCGUUGGUCAAAUACGUCUUGGUCCAAAGCCAGCUGCGAGGAUGGAGUUUGAAUUGUUCGGCCGUUUGUCUGCCCAAAUGGAGUUGUUACAGGCACGCGAACAUGCGAGUUCGCAUUGA
This is a messenger RNA of Eremomyces bilateralis CBS 781.70, 921 nucleotides long. RefSeq lists its product as uncharacterized. The record is from RefSeq and is a predicted model, not a curated record. NCBI's taxonomy places the organism in Eukaryota, Fungi, Ascomycota, Dothideomycetes, Eremomycetales, Eremomycetaceae. Bases 1 to 921 code for a protein of 306 amino acids. The transcript has 3 exons.